UGUGAGCAUGCCAGUGUGUGGACAAGGAGAUGGGGGCAGCUGAGUUAGAGUUCCAACUCUUGGACUCCAUUUGCUAUUCUCUUCUUUCUCCCCUACACCUAUCUGGUGGUAGUGGGCAUUUAUAUUUGUGUUUCUUUUCAUUCCUUUCUAAAUAGCUUAAAAAUGUUGGGUUGGGGGUAGUGGGAAAGGCAGGAAAGGGAAAGGAAGGAGAGUAGUAGCUGAAGAGCAAGAAGAGGAUAUAGAGAUGAAGAAGAUUAACUGGAGUUAAGGAAGAGAGCACUGGACAAGGUGACAGAGUUAGUCCUUGAUAAUUGCCUGUGUGUCAAUGGGGAAAUUGAAUGCCUGAAUGAUACUUGUAAAGAACUAGAAUUUCUGAGUAUGGCUAAUGUGGGACUAAAUUCACUGGCCUGGCUUCCCAGCUUAAAUAAAUGUCAAAAAUUGGAGCUUAGUGACAAUAUAAUUUCUGGAGGCUUGGAAGUUCUCACAGAGAAAUGUCCAAAUCUUACCUACCUCAAUCUGAGUGGAAACAUAAUAAAAGAUCUCAGUAGAGUAGAAGUUCUACAAAAUCUUAAAAAUUUGAAAAGUUUUGACCUGUUUAACUGUGAUAUCACAAACCUGGAAGAUUAUAGAGAAAGCAUUUUUGAACUGUUGUAGCAAAUCACAUACUUAGAUGGAUUUGAUCAGGAGGAUAAUGAAGCACCAGACUCUGAAGAGGAGGAUGAUGAGGAUGGAGAUGAAGAUGACAAAGUGGAAGAGGAAAAUGAAGCUGGUCCACUUGAAGGAUAUGUUGAAGAAGAGGAAGAGGAAGAGGAUGAGGAUGAAGCUGAAGCAGGUUCAAAGUUGGGAGAGGGAGAAGCAGAAGUGGGCCUCUCAUACUUAAUGAAAGAAGAAAUUCAUGAUGAAGAAGAUGAUGAUGACUAUGUUGAAGAAGGGGAAGAAGAGGAAGAAGGUCUUCAAGGGGAGAAAAGGAAAGCAGAUGUUGAAGAUGAUGAAAAGGAGGAAGAUGACUAGAUCAUUCU
Cebus imitator (Panamanian white-faced capuchin) is the source of this 1019-nucleotide messenger RNA. It is a transcript of the gene ANP32E, whose product is annotated as acidic nuclear phosphoprotein 32 family member E. Gene Ontology annotation, biological process: regulation of apoptotic process. Gene Ontology annotation, cellular component: nucleus. Gene Ontology annotation, molecular function: histone binding; phosphatase inhibitor activity. NCBI's taxonomy places the organism in Eukaryota, Metazoa, Chordata, Mammalia, Primates, Cebidae. The transcript has a single exon. The record is from RefSeq and is a predicted model, not a curated record.